AUGUCGGCUAAUGGGCUGUAUGAUCCUGAUCAGAGUGCUGUAGAUACCCGGUGGAUUCAGCCAUGGAGCGAGGCGUUUAGGGCUCAACGCGACGUUGGACUCCGCGUUCCUAUCAAUUUCCAGACUGUGCCGGGUGUCUCGCUGACGGCAGCGUGUUUUCCUGAAAAUCAGUUUGAGCAUUUUGCUUUUAAAAGGUGCUUUUCUAAUUUGCUUGCCGUGGGGUUUCGCAGGUUCACCGUGGAUACGUAUUGGGAUCCUCUACGUCAAGUAUGGAGCUUGUGUCCUGUGGAGCUUCCUCGAGCAAAUGGAGUGUCUUCAGCACCAACCAGUGCAGCGACUCCCACCAUUGUCGACUUUCCGAGUCCAGAUGGACCACCAAUCUUGCAAGUUGGCAACUAUAAUUGCACUUCUCUCACGACACUAGAUCUGCUCACGGGAAUAUUGGAAGAUUUCCUAGACGCAACCUCCACUACUACUGGCGCUGCUCUAGUCCUGUUUUCAUUCAAUGUACAUGCCGCGUCCUCGAUUGCUAACCCCAAUGCUGAUGCUCCUAUCCUUUCUCGAGGCCAACUACCCGGACAAGGACAGCUACUUAGCGAUAUAUUGCGAGGCAAUCUCUCGGAUGAGACGUAUAAACCUACCAACCUGGCUGACCAGCGAGCGAAUCUGAACGAGUCUUGGUAUGAUGUCGAGUGGAACAAUCAGCCAGUACAUGGAUACUACGAGGGGUUGACCAACGCUGAGGGCCAGUCAUAUACGCGCAACGGAUGGCCAACAGAAGCUUUUAUAGAAUUCAAAAAGCUGUUCCGCUUGGUUGCCAGCUACGGCACCAUCGACUCUCAAAUGCGCGAGUACAAUACAACCGCCGACUCUGGCUACAUCUUCCCUGCAGGCACACUUUCCAACCAAAUCUCUACCUCUGUCGACUCAGACGGCAGCGUAACAUCCGGCUGUCUCUUCAACCCCUCCUCUACCAGCAUCACGACCCCAAACGCCUCCUGGGCCCUAUCCACCGCCCCGCAACUCGACCUACCCGCGAACCCCGACCUCUCCCUCCUCAUCCCCUCCAUCACCAACCUCACCCGCUGCGGCACAUCCCCCUUCCUCAACCAAACCCUCGCCCGCACCCCCGCAGACCGCAACCCCCUCCCCUACGCCGCCUUCGUCCACUCAACCCUCUGGUCCUUUGCCCCGGGCGAACCCCUCAACGCAACCCAAAACGACGACACCAACAGCAUAAACCGCUGCGUCGUAAUGACAAAAUCCACACAUCCCAGCCGCUGGCGCACAACAGACUGCCGCGAGCCCCACCGCGUCGCCUGCCACGACCCUUCUUCGCCCUACACCUGGCGCCUCUCCUCCGACACCUCCCCGUACGAAACCGCAGAAUCCCACUGCACACCGCCCUCCCGCUUCAGCGUCCCGCACACCGCCCUCGAAAACGCACACUUGUAUUCUGUCUUAGCUGCUAGUCCGGACGACGACGUCGUCUAUAUCAAUUUGAACAGUAUCAAUACCCCCGACUGCUGGGUCGAGGGCCGCAACUCGACGUGUCCGUACCUCGCGAGUACGGAUACGGAUCGGACGCGCAUUGUGGUUGUGCCAACGGUGGCGGCGAUUAUCAUUUUCGUACUUGCGGCGCUGACGUUUUUUGUAAAGUGUGCGGCGAAUCGGAGAGAGAACGUUAGGGGGAGGAAGAGGAGGUUGGUUGGGGGGUGGGAGUAUGAGGGUGUGCCUAGUUGA
Molecule: messenger RNA, 1743 nt
Organism: Bipolaris victoriae FI3
Lineage: Eukaryota; Fungi; Ascomycota; Dothideomycetes; Pleosporales; Pleosporaceae
Exons: 3
Coding region: 1-1743 (580 amino acids)
Source: RefSeq, a predicted model, not a curated record